AUGCCAGCUUUGCACGAUAUCCACCACAAGCUUUUAGCCAAGAGGUACUACUAUGGGCUGACGUCCAGUGGCGCCCGAUGGGCAUACUUUGCCAUAGUCGCCGUGGCUCUAGUGUUGCUCAUAGCCUCCAUUAUUUUGGUCAAUCGGAAAAGAGGCCGCCGAGGCGCCAAGCCCAUUCAAGGAACACAAUGGAUGACGCCUCCUUCCUACUAUCAAUCGCAGACGUACUACAACCAGCCGACGCGCAGAGACCCAAACAUGCCCAGCACUUACGUGCCUCAGUAUACGGAGACCGCUAAUGCGGGCGACAUGGGCUACUAUGCCCCAGACGGGACUUUCCAUCCCAGGUCCAGUAAAGACGGGCCGGAGUUUCCUGAAAACGCCCACCAAAGAACCACGGCCAACUCCGACGGCCAGCCAAUCCAAGCCUUUGACCAAACAGGCACAAGGGUGGUGGCAGAUGAAGACAUAGACGAUUUCACGCGGCCCGUGGGCCCGCCUCCGGGCUCGUCCGGAAUUGACGGCGACACGACCUCAUCCAAUUCGAAAGAGGUGGAGAGACCAGACCAUCCCCCGCCAUCUAUGCGUUAA
Messenger RNA from Metschnikowia bicuspidata var. bicuspidata NRRL YB-4993, 591 nucleotides. Its product is annotated as resistance to Congo red protein. Bases 1 to 591 code for a protein of 196 amino acids. Gene Ontology annotation, cellular component: intracellular membrane-bounded organelle. The transcript has a single exon. NCBI's taxonomy places the organism in Eukaryota, Fungi, Ascomycota, Pichiomycetes, Serinales, Metschnikowiaceae. Gene Ontology annotation, biological process: vesicle-mediated transport. The record is from RefSeq and is a predicted model, not a curated record.